Molecule: messenger RNA, 799 nt
Organism: Phyllotreta striolata
Lineage: Eukaryota; Metazoa; Arthropoda; Insecta; Coleoptera; Chrysomelidae
Source: the annotation of a GenBank genome assembly
CAAACCACCAACCAGAACCCGGCGCCCAACCUCUCACAAAAUGGUCGACAACAACCGCCCCAACACCGACCUGAACUUCCAAGGUAAAACGGUCCUGGUGACCGGCGCCAGCCAGGGCAUCGGCCGCGAGAUCGUCAAGCAACUGGUCAAAUGCAAGGCCACCGUGAUCGCGGUGGCUCGAAACAAAGAGCUGUUGGCGUCGCUCAAACAGGAGGUGCCCGCCGUCCAGACGAUACCGAUCGAUCUGACCAAUUGGGACACGGCCAGCUGCAUGCUGGGCAACGUCGGCGACAUCGAUAUGCUGGUGAACAACGCCGGUUUGGCCGUUUUGGGGCCGCUCACCGAGGUCAAGGAGGAGGAUUACGAUAGAGUGUUCGCCAUCAACAUCAAAGCCAUGAUCAACAUCACCCGGCUGGUGGUGAAGAACCUGCUGAAGCGCAAAGUGCCCGGCAGCAUCGUCAACGUUUCGUCGCAGGCCUCGCUCGUCGGCCUCGUCAACCAUUCGGUCUACUGCGCCUCCAAAGGCGCCGUCGACGGUUUCACGCGCGCCUGCGCCCUCGAAUACGGCCCCAAGAACAUUCGCGUCAACGCCGUCAAUCCGACGGUCAUCAUGACGGACAUGGGCAAGCUGGGCUGGUCGGAUCCGGCCGUGUCCGGUCCCAUGUUGCAGAAGAUACCGUUGAGGCGGUUCGGGCAGGUGCACGAGGUCGUCGACGCCGUGAUGUUUUUGCUGAGCGAUCGGGCGAGCAUGAUUACGGGACAUUGUUUGCCCGUUGACGGGGGGUAUGUGUCUUCUUAG